Molecule: messenger RNA, 1149 nt
Organism: Fusarium graminearum PH-1
Lineage: Eukaryota; Fungi; Ascomycota; Sordariomycetes; Hypocreales; Nectriaceae
Exons: 1
Coding region: 1-1149 (382 amino acids)
Source: RefSeq, a predicted model, not a curated record
AUGGAGUCCAUGAUUACCCGGGAGAUUAUGAGGUACCCUUUCAGACCCUUGACUCAUAUUAGAGCUGAUGGUUCGACGGGGCCACAAACAUAUGGUUGGGUGUUACAGGACCAAAUGCAUGCUUGGGUCGACCCAGAGCUACGCGACCUCCUCUGCAUGUGCCUCUACGAAAACCCUGCCGACAGACCCAAACCACUGGAGAUACUGAUGAUUGUUAAGAAAUGGAAGGACUCGAAAGACCACGACCCUACAGAGGUUAGUAAAUGGUGGGAAGACGUUCGCGGUCCUCGACCGGUUAUGCCUUACAAACCACAGAAGCCAACUCCGAAUUCCAAUGCCAUGCAACAGGCGGCAAUAGAUGGGAUAGGAUUUCUAGCACUGCAUUCUGCUACAAAACCAAAUCCAAAGAACCAAGCCCCAGUUGUCGACCAGCCCGCUCAACCUGCCAAACCUGCUUCUGAUGCUCAACCUGCUGCUGAUCAAGGGAGGCCAGCUCCAAAAUUAAAUGCCGUUCAAAAAGCGGCAAUGGAUGGGCUAGGAUUUCUAGCACAGAAUUCUAUUAAGAAUCCAAAUCCAAAGGAUCCUCAGCCAGUACCUCCCCCACAGCCGCAACAAACGAAACGUCCGGCUAACCCUCGUGUUCCGGCCAAGGUUGCUACGGCACGCGACAAGCGAAUCUUGUCGCAACCACGUACACAGCAUGGCCAGGUACGACCACAAAAGCGUCCUCGGUUGGAGGUUGGGCCAGGUGAAGCCAUUGACAUUGACCGCGAGGAGGCUGCUUACCGGUGCAGUGGUAAUUCUGGCAACGAUGCUGCACCGGUUGCCCAGCCUGUCCAGCCUGGACGCCCUUCUGACAAUUUCGUAAUGAGUAUCAACCGCGCUACUCAGAACCCUGCCAGGCGUGUCAGGUUUGACGAUCCGCUGAAGCCCUCCAAGACAAGCAAGGUUCAAAAGAAGCUCCUCUCGUCAAGUACUCGAAAGGUGAAGCGUGUGCCAGGUCCAAAGAAGUCCCAGGCGCUUGAAGCGCUUGUUCAGGGCGAUACUUCAAAUCUGCCUGUGGCUGUUCAGAAUAUCAUGUCUCGGGUAAAGCACCUCGAGGCACGGCUCAAGAUCGAUGCCAUUCCUAUUUAUGCUUACUUGAAAUAA